GAAGUGGUGAGGAUGCUUUACAGUCGCAGCAACAGUCAGCUCUUCAUUUCUCCGUAGUCAGAGUUCAGCUCACGUAACCCUGCUGUUGGUGUUUCCUCAGACCUGCCUUCCCGGCAUCCUGACUCUCCAGGAGCUGUCUACCUUGGAAAUGCAGUUUCCAUAAAGCCCAUUGAUCGUAAAGCAGUGCAUCAUCGGUCCAUUCAUCAGUGAGCGGAAAAAGGAACUCAGAGUUGGAGGAAGGACAGCCAAGCUUCCCUCUGAUUUAGUUCUCUAAAUCCAAAAGAUGUCAACAGAGAGCGCCGACACAAUAGGAAGAGGAACCAAAACCUCUAAAACGUCAAAGGAUCACAGAAAGCCCACAGCGGAGGCCUUGAAGGGAGCCAUCCAGCUGGGUAUCGGCUAUGCUGUUGGAAACCUCAGCUCCAAACCUGACAGAGAUGUUCUCAUGCAAGAUUUCUCCAUGGUAGAAACUGUCUUCUUGCCCAGUGAAGGUAGCAACUUGACUCCAGCGCAUCACUACCCUGAUUUCCGUCUGAAAACAUACGCCCCGCUGGCUUUUCGCUACUUCAGGGAGCUCUUUGGGAUCAAGCCAGACGACUACCUGUAUUCUAUCUGUAAGGAGCCGCUGAUCGAGCUCUCCAACCCUGGAGCCAGCAGUUCUUGGUUCUACCUCACCAGCGACGACGAGUUCAUUAUCAAGACGGUGCAGCACAAGGAGGCAGAGUUUCUGCAGAAGCUGCUUCCUGGUUACUACAUGAAUCUGAAUCAGAACCCGAGGACGCUGUUACCCAAGUUUUACGGCCUUUACUGCAUCCAGUGCGGCGGAGUCACAGUGCGUGUGGUGGUGAUGAACAAUGUUCUGCCCCGAGCCAUGAAGAUGCACUUCAAGUAUGACCUGAAGGGCUCCUCGUACAAACGCCGCGCUUCACGCAAAGAGCGUGUGAAAGACUCUCCUACGUUUAAAGACCUGGACUUCCAGGAGAUGCACCAGGAUGGACUGUACUUUGACUCAGACACCUACAAUGCCUUGAUGAAGACCCUGCAAAGAGACUGCCGGGUCCUUGAGAGCUUUAAGAUCAUGGACUACAGUCUGCUGCUGGGGAUUCAUGUGUUGAAUAGGAAGCCGCUGAGCAGAGGAAACAGACUGGAUAGCAGAAGAGGACAGAAAGUGCUUUACUCCACGGCGCUGGAGUCCAUCCAGGGAACCGUAAAGGACCCAGAACCGGUUGCGGAUGACGACACAUUUGGGGGAAUUCCUGCCAAACACAAGGAUGAAAACCUGCUCAUCUUUUUAGGAAUCAUUGACAUCCUUCAGUCAUACAGGUUCAUCAAGAAAGUGGAACAUUCCUGGAAGGCUCUUGUACACGAUGGGGACACAGUAUCGGUCCACAGGCCCGGCUUCUAUGCAGAUAGGUUUUUAAAAUUCAUGGGCACGACUGUAUUCAAGAAGCUUCACCCUAUAAGAGGCGCAUCUUCGAGGAGGAAAAGGAGUUCCCUCCAUGCAGGCAAAUCAGCUUCUCAGGAGUUUCUAUCCAUACAGAAGGAGAAGAAAGAGGAGAAGAAGGCUCAAAGCAUGGAUAACCUGGAUGGGAACUUUUAUAGUUCCUCCAAACAUCCAGAUCUUCUACCGAAAUCUGCUCUGACUGGAUCCAUCCAAAUCGAUGGAGAGUACACUGAAAACAGUGAAGAUCGCCGCGACUCCAGUUCAACCUUAGCUCUGGAUGAUCCUCUGCCGUCUCUCAGCAGAAGCCAAUCAGACUCUGACCUGGAUGUUUACUUGCCUCACACAGACUCCCCCAGGCGACCCAGCUGGAGCUGAUCACUCCUUUGUGUUGCAGCGUCCAUAAAAUUGAGGAGGCACCUAUAUUUUUGUCAGACAACAUGGAGAUAUCAGGACUUCACAGCUGUGCAAAAGACUACAGGCAGCAACAUGCAGGUUCUCGCCUGCCAUUAUCACUCUGUGCCUCUCGUCUUCAUUUCUGUAUCACCAUUAAUGUACCAGAUCACUGUAAACCCAUCAUUAUCGUAUUAAUUGAAGGUGUUAGAGUUCUAGAUGAGUGGUUUGAGAACCACUGUGCUGACAAGACAGAAAAAAAAACACUAAACUGUUUCUUCCAUUUCUUUACUGUUUACUUUAUUUGCAGUAAAUAUCUUAGCUUUACUUUGUUGUCCUUUGUUUAAUAUUCUUAGUUUUACUGUAGGUCUUCAUCAUUCUCAGCGGCUGGAUCCCUGAGGACAUAACUUUACUCUGUAGACAUCAUGUUCUAAGGUGUUCUGAUGUUACCUCUUGUAUCACAGUACAGGUUUGACUGUUGUGCAUUGGUAUGCAGCGUAUUUCUACAAGGGGUUUUGCUCUCCUAUAGGACCAUGCAAACCUUUUGAUAGCACUACAUAAUACAGAAUAACUUUCCUGAACUUUAAUAUGCCCUGGCUGGAACUUAUCACGUACUUUCCCAAACUUCCUUUAGCUAUCUAUCAUGUACUUUAUUGAAACAUGCUAGUUGUUGACUUGGGAGUUUCCUGGAAUUUACCAGGAACUGUCCUAGAGUGUUCUUUACGUGUCUCUCUUGUGUACUUCCAUGAAAGCUUUCCAGGAACUUCAAUUGGACAUUUAUGGAAACUAGUUGGUACUUGAUUGAAACUGAAUACAUACUGGCCUCAACUCUCCUCAGAACCUUGAAGAAACAUCCCUAAAGGCUUUCCAGUAACUUCUGAAGUUCAUAAAAUAAAAUAAUCACUGGCACUUUCUGGAACUUACCAGUAACCAGCCUGUCAUUUUUUAUUAAUUUUAAAGGUACUGGCCUGGAAUGUACUUGGAAGUAACCAGGCACUUCACUAAAACCCACCAGGUACUUCCAUGGAAACUUUCCAGGAGGUUAACGAGGACAUUCCUAGACACUACUAGAUAUUUUUGGGGAAUUACCAGUUACUGGCCUUAAACAUUCCUGUAAUUUACUAGGCACUGUCUUUGGAUAUUUUCGGGACUAUGAGGUGAUCCAAAGAAAGUAUCCUUUGAUUUUUAUGGGAGAAUUCCUGAAAAAUCUGGUAAAUUCAUUGAACUUCCAAGUUAUUAGCCUUGAACUUAACAGUUACUGUCCUGGAACUUGAGCACAACAUACAAGGUACUUCCUUGUAGGCUUUACUGUAACUUACAAGGUUAUUUAUUAAAAGUAUUAAGUACUUACCUAAAACUCACCAUUUAUCGCCAAUGGACUUUUCUGAAACUUACCAAGCACUGUCUUAAAUGUUCUUGGAACUUUCCUAGAAAGUACCUUCAACUAGAAAUUGACCAGAUAUAUACCAGGAAAGCAUCAAAUAUUUUAGUGGAACCUAAAGAAGGUGUUUGCCAAGAUGUUACUAUGAACCUUCCCAAAAGUUAUGAGGUAAAUCUUACCUAGAACUUACUAGAAACCCUUAUUUUACCCAAUUACAAAAUGCUAUCUGUAACUUUCCCAUUAUAUAUUAUCUGCUUUUGUGUUUCUUAUUUGUUUCCCUCAUAUAACGGACCCUAUCAUACAGAGAAUUGUUUUCCAGUUUCUAAUAAAGUUUCAGGAAACAUACCUGUUAAGUUCCAAAGAAAGUAUUGACUGUAUCAUGUAGUGCUUAUAAGGUUAUUUGAUCUACAAUUUCUUUAUAUUGUUCUUCAAAGUACCUACACUCUCUUGUAAUCUUCUAAUUUUUUAUCAACAUAUAUCCAGGCACUCUGAUGGACUUUUAAACUUGUCCAGUUUUAUUUAGUGCAGUUAUCAUCCUUUAGUGAGAUUGUGGUUUC
Messenger RNA from Cyprinodon variegatus (sheepshead minnow), 3772 nucleotides. RefSeq names its product phosphatidylinositol-4-phosphate 5-kinase, type I, beta (gene pip5k1ba). The coding region runs from base 284 to 1819 and encodes 511 amino acids. NCBI's taxonomy places the organism in Eukaryota, Metazoa, Chordata, Actinopteri, Cyprinodontiformes, Cyprinodontidae. Gene Ontology annotation, molecular function: phosphatidylinositol kinase activity. The transcript is spliced from 15 exons. Gene Ontology annotation, biological process: phosphatidylinositol metabolic process. The record is from RefSeq and is a predicted model, not a curated record.